This is a messenger RNA of Arabidopsis arenosa, 582 nucleotides long. Lineage: Eukaryota; Viridiplantae; Streptophyta; Magnoliopsida; Brassicales; Brassicaceae. The record is from the annotation of a GenBank genome assembly.
UGGGAACUAAAGACAAAACAGUCAUGGAUAGAGACGAAGUAGGUAUGAUUUCGAAGAAACGGAAGGUAGAUGGAGAUACACCAAACCUUGAAGGUGAGGGUUCUUUAAAGGUCGUCGAAACUCAAUCUGCGGCGGCAAAAUUUGAGGAAAAUGUCGUCUACAGAUUGUACUCGAAGGGUUUGGUGAGUACGGAUAAUGUGGCGGCUGGAUUUGGGGUCGCCAUUUGUGAUCAGACGGAUGAGUUGUUGUUUAAGAUGAAGGAAUCAGUGAGUGACGUUGAAGGAGUUGAGGUUAGGGCUUUGAUUCGUGGGUUAAGUGAGUCACUCGAUUUAGGGAUCAAAAAGGUCAUGAUUUACUGUGAUGAUCGUGAGCUUUACCAAAACCUCGAGCUCGGAACCAAACUUGGAACGCCGUGUCGUACCUCCUGUCCCCCAUAUGUCUAAUGGUAGUGGUUUGAUUUUGGCACUUUCAUAAUAAUAUAUUCUUUCUCAAACUUUUUAAUCUAUAUCAUAUCUUGUUUUGUGAUGACGAUUUCGAUUGUGAUGUUAUCACGUCUUGGUUUAACAAAACUGAAUCUGAUUU